Messenger RNA from Schistocerca cancellata (South American locust), 1738 nucleotides. RefSeq lists its product as uncharacterized. The record is from RefSeq and is a predicted model, not a curated record. The transcript has 4 exons. Bases 123 to 524 code for a protein of 133 amino acids. Lineage: Eukaryota; Metazoa; Arthropoda; Insecta; Orthoptera; Acrididae.
CGCCCGCCGCUCGUGCAAAUCAGACGCCGUGCUGUUCCUUUCCUCAGAAGCUAGCCGCCCGUAGCGACAUCGCAACCGUCAGGUCACUCCCGCGCGUCCACACUCAAAGACCCACAUCACCCAUGGAGCUGGUAGAGUCCUCACAGGGAAACACCGCAGUUACCUCCAGGCUUGUUGGAGGAGAAACAAAUGAGCCAGUCUUUAGGCUGAAUCUUCCAGCAGGAUUCAGCGUCGUGGUGGACGACGUGGACACGGGCAGCCACGAGCAGCUGCAGCUGGAGGCCGAGGAGCGGCUGGAGCCGCAGCCGCAGCCGCGCGCCAAGACGCCCGAGGGCGAGGACGCCCCCGCACCGGAGGAGCAGCCGCCAGACGCCCGCAUCCGCCAGAUACAGGUGGAAGCUGAGAGCCGCAAGAGCGAGUUCGCACGGCUCCUGGAGGAGCACGCGCAGGUGGUGAUGCAGCUGAAGCAGAUGGAGAGCGACGAGGCGGUGUUGGCGCCCCCCGCCACCACCACCAGCGCCUAGGCGCCACCGAGGCACCGGCCACAGCCGCCACAGGCCUACGACGGCGAUCCGUCAUUUCUCUCGCACCGUCAUUCCUCCUCUACCUAACCCUCCCCUAUGUCCUCUUCCUCAGGGACGUGAACGAACCAGCUGUCGCACCACAGGGCCCAAUUUUCUUCGUCCCCUUUCUCUGUAAAUUUAGUACUUGUCUUAGAGCACUAACGUUUCACUGUUGUUGUCAUUCAGUCUGUGUUUCUUGUGAGAUAACGCUAAAUUUACAUUUCGAAUAAGAUUAAUAAUAAACUUUGUGCAAAGGCCACAUCCGAGCCCAGUUCCAUCUCAAGCUCUCUGAGUCCACUCGCUAACUACCCUGCAUUGCCCAUUUACUUAUUUCCCAGUCUUGUAACUAAAGUGUAGUUACCCACAGAGGUCCAGUGUAAGCUUAAUCAUUGUACGGCAGUCUGGUAGAUAUUCUAACAUGCUGAUGCGGAGUCGAUUUACGCUGAAAAAUUAGUUCCAGUUUUGUCCACCAGGUGCAAAUCUGGCGCCAUGAAUGCAAGAAAGACGUAUAAAAAUCUUUUCACAUGUAAUGGAUUAGAAAUGGGACACGGGCAGAAAAGGUGAAACAAGAGAGAAAGGCUAUAAUAUAAUAAAAUUAUAGAAUAGAUGAUAAUAAAAUGUUGAAAUGCGUGACUUUUUAAAAUGUAUUGAAUUAAUGAUACUAAUUUUUCGGCAUGAAUGACAAGCACAACAAGCUGAGCUAUGCCUGGAAAUGAGUUCGUAUUAGUUCAUAUUAUUUUACAGGGCGAAGUAGUUUCUUUCUCCGUUGUAGAUUUGUGCUUACCAUUAUUUAUAAUGCCACGUUUGGUCGCCGUGUUCACCUAUGAAGUCUUGACCGUGUUUCCAUUAAGCUUAUCGGAUCUUCGUAAUUUUCCAAAGUACACAGGUGGGCUUCAGUUCUUGUAAUUAUCGUACUAUUUGAAAUAACAACUCACACGACCUUUCUGUUAAUAAAACAAUACUGUACUUUUCUAAACGGUGCACAUAUGAAAUGAAUACUCCUCACUUAUUCAUAGUGACCCCAAAAUGGCGGUCUACAAUUACUCGCUAAAAAUGGCGUGCUUCUCACUCGUUAACUAGCUGAACGCGAAUCCUCCCUUCCUCAUACUGGUAUAAGAAAAACUCCUCUCUUUUUUAACAACUGAAAACCAAAAAUACCUGACGCUAGGCAUAGG